UGAGAUAUGGACAACUGGGAUCCUCCAUGUUAUUUAAUUCUAACGCUUGGUUGAUUGUAACUUCAUAAAAAAAAGUGGGUGUAACACUAAGAAAAAAAAUGGAUUCAGAUGAUUUUUCAUCAGGAAGUCUCCUUGGUGGCCAUACUAAAGCACAUCAUGAUCGUCUUAAAGCAUGGGAUGAAGGAUUUACAGAACUCGAAAAAAUAUUAGAAGCAGCUGAAAAUCAUCAAACUGGCCAGUCUCUGAUACCUUCUGUGGAAAGAAAGCUAAUGUUAGGACCCCAUUCACUGUCUAUUUCACCUAUUUCAGCAGAUGUACCAGUACCAUGCAGUGAAAAAACAAAAGGGUUGGGAGACAGGGAAAUGUGCUUGGAGAAAAAAGAGGUUGUGGGUGUAGAACAACUAUCCGAUAAAACUAGAAAAGCCAAUACGUCAAAAAAAGGUGAUAUUUCAGAAACUCCAAUAAAAAAAAGAAAACUGUCAACAUCAAAUGAAACUAGUAUGGAGAAAAACACAUCUUCCUUACGUGGAAAUGAUUAUAGUAAUGAAAAGAAUGAAAAAAGUACCAUUGAUGAAAAGUUAACAGAUAAAUGUUCAGAUAGUGACGUCCUGAUAUCAGGCACUGACAAUGAUCAGCUUUCUGAAGAGAAAAAUAAUGAAAAUGGUUAUACUAGUGAAAAAGAAGAAAAUACAAAUGAUGAAAAGUUAACAGAUAAAUGUUCAGAUAGUGACGUCCUGAUAUCAGGCACUGAAAAUGAUCAGCUUUCUGAAGAUAAAAGUAAUGAAAACAGUGAUAGUUUUGACAGUGAAUCUGAUUAUAGUGAAGAAGAGGAUAAAAAGAAGAAACCAACUAAGAAAAAGAAAAACCUCUUCCAAAGGAGAGAAAUCAGGAAUAUUAUGUCAGAAAAUGAAUUGGAUGCUAAAACUAUACAAGCCCAAAAAGAAGAACAAGAAAGAAAAAAAUUUCUUCAGGAAACCCAACUUCGAGCUCUUCAGGAAAGACUUCUUCUUAUGAAAAGACUAGAAGAAAACCCUGAAAUACAGUUAACCUGUAUUUCUACACCAGCAGCAGCUUCUGUUCAACCACAGCAAAGUUCAGAAACCCUACCAGCAGCUGUUAGUAAUUCCGUAACAAUAAAGAAGGAACUUACGGCUGGUAAAAGAAAAGCAUCAGAUAAAGACAUAAUUCUUGUUGGUAGUAGUGAUGAAGAAAGUGACAAAACUCGUGUUGACCAGUCAAAAAAACUUGUUCAGACUCUAGAAGUUGUUGCUAACUCCAAAGACAUCUUAAAGAUUUCUUCAGAAAAUUAUACCAAAAUAGAGAAAAAGGAAAAAUCCAAUGAAGAGGAGGUGGAGGAUGAUGAUGUUGUCAUGGUGAGUGAUGAGGAUGAUAACAGCACUUUAGAUGAGGAUCACAGUGGGACUCACACUAACGAUACUUUGAACCAACCAAAUGAAGAUGGGUUAGUUCUAGUGAAUAUUGGCCAUCCACCAGAAGAACCAGAUAUUUUUUUGGCUCCUCAACUUAGCAGAGCAGUUAAACCACAUCAGAUUGGUGGAAUAAGGUUUCUCUAUGAUAAUGUGGUAGAAAGUUUGGAGAGGUUUAAAACAUCUGGUGGCUUUGGCUGUAUUCUUGCUCACAGUAUGGGCUUAGGAAAAACUCUCCAAAUAAUCUCUUUCACAGAGGUCUUUCUUCGACACACUUCAGCCCGAAAUGUGCUGUGUAUAGUGCCUAUAAAUACUUUACAAAAUUGGAUGGCAGAGUUUAAUAUGUGGUUGCCACAUGAAAAGUCACCGUAUCCUUCCUUUCCUCCAGAACAAUUCAGAAAAAGAAACUUUGAUGUGUUCAUUCUUAAUGAAAAUUACAAGACACUAGCUGCCAGAGCUGAAUUGAUAUUAGAGUGGAGAAAAAAUGGAGGAGUGUUUCUUAUGGGCUACGAAAUGUUUCGAACAUUCGCCUUGAAAAAAAUGCCAUAUAAUAAGAAGAGAAGAGAUCCAAAAAAGGAACUUGAUCUUAAAGACAUGGAGAGGAAUAGUCGGCUACUGGAAGAAGUUUACCUAGCUGUCGUCAACCCUGGACCAGAUUUAGUGAUAUGCGAUGAAGGCCAUAGAAUUAAAAACAGCCAUGCCAGUACCUCUGCUGCACUGAAAAGUAUACGGACCAAACGGAGAGUAGUGCUAACAGGAUAUCCUUUACAAAAUAACUUGCUGGAGUACUGGUGUAUGGUUGAUUUUGUACGACCUAACUACCUUGGCACCCGUAACGAGUUCUGCAACAUGUUUGAGCGUCCCAUUCAGAAUGGCCAGUGUCUAGAUAGCACUCCACGAGACAGGAAACAAAUGAGGUACCGAGCACAUGUUCUUCACAGCUUAUUGGAAGGAUUCGUACAGAGACGUGGACAUUUGGUUCUGAAGUCAAGUCUUCCACCCAAGGAGGAACAUGUGUUACUAGUUAGAAUGACACCAAUACAACGAAAAUUGUAUAACACACUAGUAAGGCAUCUGAGACUAGGGAACAAUGUCUGUAAUCCUCUUAAAUUUUUUGCAAUUUGUUGCAAGAUAUGGAACCAUCCAGAUGUUCUGUACAAAGUUUUAGAAGAUCAAAAGAACCAAGGAAAUUAUGAUAUAGAUCUUGAUUUUGAAUUUGGAUUGCCGGGAACAAGACAAACCAAUAAACCAGGAGAAACAAACUCUGUUAGAGGGAAAUAUGGCAAGACUCCUACUGUACAAGGAACAGGAAUGAACAAGACCUCUAGAAAUAAUUAUAUUCAAGAAGUUGGUUUUGCCCCUUUUAGAGAUAAAAAUGACAAGAUCACUUACGAAUGGGCUAGUCCUCUCAUGGUUGAUUAUCAGCCUAGGAUCCUGGAGAACAGCUACAAGAUGGAAGUUUUGUUUGCCAUCAUAGAACAAACUAUUUGUGCUGGAGACAAACUGUUGGUUUUCAGCCAGAGCCUGUUCACACUAAACCUCCUUGAAGAUUUUCUGGCUAUGAGAGCUGUACCUUUAAGGUCAAAUUUAGAGAAGUGGUGUCGAAAUGUGAACUAUUUCCGUCUAGAUGGAAGCACUAAUGGUUUGGAUCGUGAGAAACUAAUCAAUGAUUUCAACAAUAAUCCUUCUGUGAAUCUGUUUCUUCUGUCAACGAGAGCUGGGUGUUUAGGAAUUAAUCUUAUUGGAGCUAAUCGGAUUGUUGUGUGCGAUGCAUCCUGGAAUCCUUGUCACGAUGCUCAGGCAGUUUGUCGAAUAUACCGCUAUGGGCAGUCUAAACCUUGCCACAUCUACCGGCUUGUUACUGAUAAUAGCUUGGAAAACAAAAUAUAUGAACGACAGGUUAAUAAGCAGGGAAUGUCAGAUCGUGUCGUGGAUGAAUUAAACCCAAGUACUAACUUCACUUGGAGUCAAGUUACUAACCUUGUUAACUAUCAGGAAGAAGAAAAUCCCGUUCCAGUCUCUGACUCUGCAGCGAAAGCAACAGACCCAGUGCUUCGUUAUUUAUGUCAGAAUAUGAACUACUGCCUUAGUAAAGAACCCUUUGAGCAUGAAUCUUUGUUGAUUGACCGAAAAGAGCUCAAGCUUACCAAAUUUGAAAAACGUAUUGCCAAACAAACUUAUGAACUGGAAAAGAGAGCCAGUAUGUGUGGAAGUGGUUUUAUGAAACCAGUUUAUUUUAACAAUGGCCAGUUUCCUGUAAACCCUCUAGGAAGACCUCCACUUCAUGGACCACCUCGUGGUUAUCCUGGUAGCUGGUAUGCUCGAUCCCAGCCAUCUACUUCAGUCCCUGUGCAGCCUAUGAGUAACAUGGUGGGAGGCCGUCAAGUUUCACCAUAUGUGCCCCUCAUCCAGUUUCUUAUGAAGCAAGGUGUUAAUGUUCAGAGGGUGACAGUUCCAACUACUGUCAGUAUCCCAUCCAAUUCAGUACCAGGUCAGUCUAUAGUACUUCCUGCUGGUCAAGAAAUCCUUGUGCUAAGGACUCCCAAAGGAGUUUACUUGCGACUUCCUGAUGGUCGACUAGUUGCAGUGAGACUCCCACCUGAGCUGGCCGAGAACUUUCGUCGUCAGGGGCAAGUCUUAAACGGACAGUUUGCUGAAAUAGCAAAUGCAGCUCACCAAAAUCAGUCUCAAGUCCCAACCUCAACAAACAGACAGAACCAACGUUCUUUUGGGAUUGUUCAACCUACACUGCAGUGUGGAGGCACAGUUCAAUUUUCGGCAUCUUCCUUGAGAAAAACUGUCCAGACUUCACCUCCGGAAGUGAUUGAUCUUAGUGAUGAUGAUGAUGAAGUAGAGAAUAACAGCAAAGCAACUAAGAAAGAUCUUCCAACUGAUUCAAGUUCAAGCAGCACAAGUAGUUCAGAAACAAGUUCAGAAGAAGAUAAUUUGAACAAACCAUCCAUAUCAAGCAGUUGGACAUCUCCGACUGCUGUAUCUUACAGAAAUGUAACAAAUACAAGUUCUAAAGGAUUACCUGCUGUUCCUAUUGCUGGAUAUUUACCUUCUUUUCCAAACAAACCAUUUUCAAGUUCUGUUUCUGGUGCAGUUUCUUUUCCAACUAGGUUUCCAAAUAGAAACACUUUCCAUCAGCUGGUUUCUGAUGGACACCUUUCUGUGUCUAAAAAUUCCAAAAACCAACAUGAUGGGCAUAUCAGACAGAGUGUUAAUAGGCCACAGAAUCCCAACUCGUUAGUUGACGGUCAUGUUACCGAAACUCAAAAAUCUUCCCACUUAGAGCAAAAUGCUGAUCAACGUCCCACACACGUAAAUAUGCCAUAUGAUUCAAGUAAUGCCACCUUUGGAGGUACCAAUGGUAUAGAGCCAUCUUGGAUGCUUCAGGAGAAUUCUGUUCAUAAAGAAAAUCUUAAUACUAACUCGGACAGAUUUCAAACAAAUGUACCAAACCAGCAUUCCAGUACUCCAGAUCUUACUGCCUAUAGCAAACACAAUAGGCUUUUGAAUGAUCAGACAGCAUUGGGUAGUAACUUUGAUGAACAGAAUCAAUCUAUGUUUAUUUCUGAUAGCCUAGGUACAACAUCAGGAUCUUCUUUGCCAGUGUACACAAACUUAAUGUCUAAAGGUCAAGGCUUUGAACAUUGUACAACAGUCAGUUCAGAAAAAAGUGCCAACAAUGGCCAUUUGGGUAAGGAUCGUUUGGAUUUUACUUUUGUCAAUGAAAUGAGGGAUUUAUCCUCAGACAGAAAUAAUUUUCAUGAACAAGAAAGAAACAACUUCAGUAAUGAGCAACAUCCUGAUCCUUUUAAACAACAUCAGGGAGACAGUACCCAAAGGUUAAGUACAAGAGCUCAAGAAGUUUCUGUUCUCAGAUCCAAAGGUCAAAGAACUCAGUAUUAUCAGAAUACCUUUCCUGAUACAAGACAGGGUGGUUUUAUCCCAAAUUUUGUGGGUUCUCAAAGAACAUACCCUCAGAGUGUUGGUAAUUUCCAACAAUUUCAAUCCGAGUCAGAAAUCACUUUACCUAGCAAAGAAAUGAAAACACAGAAUUCUUUUUGUGAACAAAGAUUGAUGAACCAAGAUGUCCUUCCAACAUCCGUUUUAAAACCUUAUCAAGGAAGUGCACCUAAAGGAGACCAAUCAGUAUGUUCUGUUGCACAAGAAUCACCUAUUAGCAUGCAGAACAACUGUCAGCCGGUAUUCACUCAAAGUUCACGGCCAAGUAAGGUAAAUAUGUCACUUGAAAGGAACCAAAUGUUAAAGCAUAAACUUCAUGAACGGAGCUACUUCUCCCCAAACCUUGGUGCAAGAUCCUUGUCCUCCCAUAAUACUAUAUCCAGACUGCCUUCCUUUAGCAAUGAAAGUUAUACAGCAAAAGUUAGCAAUCAAGGCCAUGCGGUUCAACCAACACAGAGCUUUUUUGUGCCAGACUCGCAUGCUAACUCCAGCAGUACGAGCACCAGCUGUGUAUCUCUCCCUGUAGACACUGCUGCGCAAGACAGUUUUUCAGCAUCUACUUCAACUCUUUUGUCACAGCAGAUAGAUAAUGACUUUACACAGUUGGAUUCUGUCACAGAUUGGGAAGAAACACAAAAUUUGAGUGCCGUGGAAGAGGUUUCACGUAAAGGCUCCAAUCCCAGUCACUAUUCUACAUGAAAUUAGAAGUGUGUGGCUGUAAUCUCAAAAACUUUUAAUUAAUGAUGUAUAUUCAGGGUAAAUAUAACUUAAGCAAGGAAUUCAGUGUAGACUUGCAUAAUUUUCAUUGUAUGUUUUGUCCCUAUGAGUAACAAAAACGGUAAGAGUCGGCACUAUUCAAUCUAAUAUUCUUUUUCUUUGCAUGAAAAAAAUAUAUAUAUAUUGUACAGGGUUUGCAUAUAAAAUAGGAAUUGAGUGUGUAUCAUACAUUUAUUUAGUGCUAGCUGUUCAUUAAAGAACAGAACGUGACAUACUGAAGUAGUCAAGUUAAUUAUAUCCAGUUUUUAAAAUAUUAGCGUACAUACACACACACACACACACACCAAAAACGAGAUUAAAUAAAAUAUAUCUGUUAAACUGUGUAGAGAAUAACACUAGACCAGGUAUUUAGAAUGUUCUCAAAGUGUUAUAAAUCUUUAUUAAAACGGUUCUUUUUCAUAGUUACUAAAUACAAGAAGUACAAUUAAUAUACUUUGUAUUUGACCAUUUAUUGUAGUGAUUUUAAUACAUGUCCCUGUUUCGAUAAAAUGUUGAAUCAUGUUUUCAGUAACUGAAGUAGAUAUUGGCAUAGUUCAGUAGUAUGAAUAAUUUUUAAUUUGCUCAUGAUGUUGGAAGAAAAAUGUUCUUCUGAAAGCAUGCCUUUAUUUAAUUUACUCGUGUUUGUGUGUGUCUGUGUGAAAUGCUUAAAGAUCAUCGUGUCUUUAUUAUGGUAUUUAAAAUUUAGAAAGUGAUUAAUUUAGUAAUUUUUUUCAAAUAUUUAGUGGUACUUAUUCAUUACCGAUUACGUUAAAUAGCUGUCAUUCAACUCGUUAAACAUAUUAUUUUUGAGUUUCUAUUAAAUUUAUACGAUGAUAAUUUAAAAUCAAAAAUACACUCGUCUGUCUGUAUUUGUGUUAUUCUACCAUUGUGUAAUUCUGUGUAAGCACACUGUAGAAACAGAUAUUUUAAAUACUCUGUAGGUUGCAUUGUACAGGGGUUCAUCGACUAGAAUUUGUAUUUAUAUAUAUAUAAAAAAAAUUUGAGUUACCUAAAAAUGUAGGCCUAAUUGCAUCUAUGUAUAAGUGUAUGAAUGAAAAUCUUUUAUCAUUUAUUAAUUUAUAAGUAUAUAAUAAUUAAUUCAAAAUUAAACUAGUUUUCUUAAAGAAGUCCUCAUGAAGGGUUAGGCUGUAAAGUUGUUUGUUUGGGACCCCUCACCCUUGCCAGUUCAAUGAGGCAUUGGUCUCUUAUUCUCAAUGCUGGUGUGAAAUGUUUUGAUGGUCAGUAUUUGCUGAGGUUAGAUUAUUUAACAUCCUUAACUGUUUACACUAUGCAAGUUUGUUCAUUGAAAAGUAACAUAUAAAUUAUCAUGCUAAUGUCAUAUUUUGUUUCGUUUUAUCUUCUUUUACAGCACAAUCUCGUUAUUACUGCCAAUUUUUUUGUAAUUAUUAAGUUAUGUUUAAUAUACGAACUUUCAAAAUGCACGUACCUAGUUUUAUUGAAAAUGUAAUGUGAGUGUAACCUUUAGAGGUAACUCUUAGCUGAUGAUGGCACUUGGAUAAGUGAAAAAAGGCUUAAAGUAAAAAUAUAUAAUAUGUGCUUUUUGAUCUUAUAACAAAAGAAAAUGUACUUGAAGGUUAGAAAUGCUUGUGGAAAAUAAAUUAGUCACAUUGUUUUACUGAUUUAUAUAGUAGUAGUGUUUUUCAUGUUUCUGUAUUUAUUUUAUAAGGUAGGCAAGGUAGCUGCUAACUAGAACACAAAAUAUUAAUGUCGUUAGAGCUUUUAGUACACUAGAUAUUGACAUCAAUGUUUAUAGAGAUGGUUAUAUCAUUGUUGAUAUAGCAUUUAUAAAUAAAAAUUCUCCAUCACUUAGAAAAUAAAAGUGUCUUGCUUGAAUUUAACCAUUAGAUUUUUUUACUCUGGUGUAAACACUUUGAUUAUGCUUAUUGAAACAAAAGAAUAAAACAUUCUGCUACUUUU
This is a messenger RNA of Limulus polyphemus (Atlantic horseshoe crab), 8093 nucleotides long. Its product is annotated as helicase ARIP4-like. Gene Ontology annotation, cellular component: nucleus. NCBI's taxonomy places the organism in Eukaryota, Metazoa, Arthropoda, Merostomata, Xiphosura, Limulidae. Gene Ontology annotation, molecular function: ATP binding; ATP hydrolysis activity; ATP-dependent chromatin remodeler activity. The record is from RefSeq and is a predicted model, not a curated record.